Molecule: messenger RNA, 1489 nt
Organism: Thermothelomyces thermophilus ATCC 42464
Lineage: Eukaryota; Fungi; Ascomycota; Sordariomycetes; Sordariales; Chaetomiaceae
Exons: 6
Coding region: 202-1431 (409 amino acids)
Biological process (GO): small GTPase-mediated signal transduction
Molecular function (GO): GTPase activity; GTP binding
Source: RefSeq, a predicted model, not a curated record
AUUCGGUGGGUGAAUAGAACGCGCAUUUUCUCGAUCGAGCGCGACGUGACCUUUUUUCUCUUUCUCUCCAAUUCGGGCGCCGUCUUUUUCUUCUUCGACAAGACCAUCACCACCAAGACUUGGCCGCCCUCGCCCGCUUGCUCUCUCCUGAUAUUCCUAAAAGAAGGGGGAAAAUAACAAGAUAAGGAAACAAAUAAGGCCAUGUCGCAGCCUGCUCGCCCACCGAUUCCCCUCCAGAUGGAGGGAGGACGCGCCCAGCCGGGCAGCCUCAUGCACCGGCGGGAGACUCCAAGCACUCGGGAGGCCAGCACGGCUGCACCCAGCUUCACCGGCAUCACGGGUGCUAGCGGGCACCGCAAUUUCGAGUUUACCUUUGACAGCGCGGUGCGGCCACGCAUCGUGGCCGCUCCAACCUCCCCCAGCACCGGCGGCCUCUGGGGUCGGGCGUACCUCGCCGGGCAGGGCCAACUGCACUUUGAGGCCUCGCCGAGGAUGGAGGACUGGCUGGGGAAACUCCAGGCGCUGUCCCUCGGACGGCGAGAAGAAGAGGAAGCCAUGCCCGCCAUUCGCCAACGCGGCAGCACCACAGAUGAGGACACCGUUCACGAUGCGCACGAGAAUGCCCGGGCCGGAGGCAAGCGGAGCGCGCCGCUACCCGCCGACGAAGACGAGACGGGGGCGCCGAACCAGCCCGCACGCAAACGGAGCCGCAUCAGUGCCGUCCUGCAGCGCACUUUUCCACGCCUGGGCCGCCCGCGGGCCGCCACCACCGGCGCCAUCAUUACCACCACCACCGGCAACGGUAGCAGCAGCGGGAGCAGGAGCAGCAGCGGAAGCUCCAUCCCGGCACUCCUUGCGGCCCCGUCUGGAACCAGCCCCUCUGCUCCGCUGCUCUCGCACCUCGUGGACGCGGGCGGCACGGCUGCUGAAUUGUCGUCGUCAUCUCCGGCGUCGGCGACGACGGCGCAGCAGCGGGUGCAGGUGUCCGGGUCACGGACUGUCAAGGUGUGUUUGGUGGGGGAUUCUGGAGCCGGAAAGACGGCCUUAUUCAAUCGCCUGGCGGGCAGACCUUUCGUUCCGACUUCGACCUCUCUCGUCCCGGAUUUUAGUUUUGUCACCGUCCGUGCCCACGACGGAUCUACCGUCAACGUCGAGCUCUGGGACUUUCCUGGCAUUGUUGCCGGCGCGCGACCCGGCCCGCUCCUCUCAACCUUCUUCCACGCCGCGAUCAUCUGUUUCAGCCUCGAGAGCAAGGACAAUCUGAGAAAUGUUGCGGAUGUGUGGAAGCCGAAGCUUAAUGCCUGCCUACACGACCAGUUCAUCUUCGUGCUCGGUCUCAAGCGCGACCUACGUCCGGCCUUUCCGGCGCUGAACCUCUCAUUCCUGCCAACCGCGGAGCCGGCUACGGCCGAGAUGGUAAGUCCCGCCUAGCUGCAAAAUUUUUUUUGGGACACAUCAAUCGUGAGAUGAUUCAUAAUUAUUGUUUCAU